Mycena indigotica is the source of this 768-nucleotide messenger RNA. RefSeq lists its product as uncharacterized. The coding region runs from base 1 to 768 and encodes 255 amino acids. The record is from RefSeq and is a predicted model, not a curated record. The transcript has 4 exons. NCBI's taxonomy places the organism in Eukaryota, Fungi, Basidiomycota, Agaricomycetes, Agaricales, Mycenaceae.
AUGGCUGAUGUUGCCGUAUCAAUUCCACCUUGUCAUACUGUUCAAGAUUCUCCUCCUGUCCCUCUAACAAAACUCCAACGACAAGAAGAGCUUUUGCAGCGUCGUUCUAUGCCGAGCCAUUGGAGAGCACCUUCCAACCCCGUGUUGAAGGUCUGUUUUCAAGCGCUAUCCCUUAUUGCCUUCGGUCAAGUGGGGCUAGAGCCUAUCUGGGCAACUAUAAAGCUGGAGGAAGAAGGGGAUGAAAGCAUCUGGGAGGAGGGAAUCAGGAUCACCUGCGACCGCUUGAAUAACAUGUUGCUUGUGGCUAGUUUACUGCUGGCCACCUCGGCCGUUUUCAUUACCACAACACCCCCCAGAUUGAACAUUGUGAAUUAUACUCUGCGGGGCCCUUAUAUCCUGAUGCUAGGGGCUUUCGGCCUUCUCAUUGGAGGUAUUAUAGUCGCCUCAGUAGCUGUCCUUACAACAGCUAAAGCGCGGCCGUACUGGUCAGAACAGGUCCUCUACGCCACUCGCACUAACGUUUGGUGUACUCUCAUCGUGCUUUCCUAUCCGUUUUUUGCCAUUGGGCUUGCUGCAAUAUUCUUGGCAUUCGGAAUCUUGACCGCGAUCUGGUCCGUUGAAGAUUCGGGUCUCCAAGCAGCUGCUCCUCUUUUGCUCUUCUUCCCACUCUUGGUUGCGCUUCUUUUCGUGUACGUCAAUGCAACGGCGAAAGCGCGCAGUCGGCUGCGAAAGAACUCGCAGGAAACGGCUGAGAGGAUGCUUCCUUAG